GCUAAGAUGGCGGCGCCCGCGGCACGAGCCGCCCGCCGUUGGCUUUUCGGCCUGAGGGCUGCUUCGCCCCGGCUCCAGGCGUCUUGGGGACGGCGGCAGUCCCACGACCAGCGGCCGCAGCCCCGGGCUCGGGCCAAGGGUCUCUUAGCGGCUCAGCUCGAGCGGGGCCUGUUCCAGGAGAUAUUCCCACCCCAAGCCGCCGAGGAGCAGCUCCCCGGGUUGUUAGAGGCGGGCCGCCUUCCCGUGACGGCCUACUGCGGCUUCGACCCGACGGCCGACUCGCUGCACGUCGGGCACCUGCUGGCGGUGCUGGGCCUGCUGCACUUCCAGCGCGCGGGCCACGACGUGGUGGCCUUGGUGGGAGGCGCCACGGCUCGCCUGGGAGACCCCAGCGGCCGCACGGAGGAGCGCGCGGUGCUGCCGGAGGAGCGCGCCCGGGAGAACGCGAGCUCCCUCCGCCGGGGGCUCCAGAGGCUCUUCGACAACCACCGCGAGCUCUUCUGGAGCGGGGAAGGGACUCGCCUGGGCCGCGCCGCCGUGCUGGACAACGCCAGCUGGCUGGAGCGCGAGCCCGUGGUGGGGUUCCUGUGCGCCGUCGGGGGCCACCUGCGCAUGGGGACGCUGCUGAGCAGGCAGAGCUGCAAGGCCCGCCUGAGCAGCCCCAGCGGCAUGGGGCUGGCCGAGUUUCUGUACCCGGCGCUGCAGGCCUACGACUUCCUGCACCUGCACCGACACCAUGGCUGCCGCAUCCAGCUGGGAGGAGCGGACCAGAUGGGCAACAUCAUGUCCGGACACGACCUCGUCUCCAAGGUGACAGGCGAAGAUGUAUUUGGAAUAACAGUGCCUCUUGUUACAAGUACCACUGGAGAUAAGUUGGGGAAAUCUGCUGGCAAUGCAGUUUGGCUAAACAGGAAUAGGACAUCUCCCUUUGAGUUAUAUCAGUACUUUGUCAGACAGCCAGAUAGCGCUGUUAAAAGGUAUCUGAAGCUUUUCACUUUCCUCCCUCUUCCGGAAAUCCAACACAUUAUGGAAAUGCAUGCUAGAGAGCCUGAGAAGUGGGGGGCCCAGAAACGGCUUGCUGCUGAAGUAACUAAGCUUGUUCAUGGCAAAGCAGGUCUGGAAUCUGCUAAGAGGUGCACAAGGGCCCUUUAUUACAGUGACAUAGCAGCACUAGAGACUAUGUCCGACCAAGAGCUUCAAGAACUCUUCAGGGAAGCACCAUAUGUUGAGUUGAUGCUUGAACCUGGAACAACAGUACUUGAAUUGUGUCGGAAAGCGAAUGCUAUUGCAGAUGGACCAAGGGGGCAUCGUGACAUAACAGGUGGUGGAGUUUCUAUAAACCACAUUAAAGUAACUGAUCCCGAUGCUGUUCUUGUUCUUGGACAACAUAUCCUCAGCAAUGGCUUGUCACUCCUUAGAAUUGGAAAAAGAAAUUACUAUGUUGUGAAAUGGCUUCAGUUGUCACAUGAAGAACAAAAAUGCUGAGGUUCUUUUCAAGUAUGUUAUGACUGCAUUUUUCUUCGUGGAGUGAGAACACACAUCAAACAACUCGCAAGAAUUGUGGUGUGAAUUGCUUUUUCUCACUGUGUGAGACUUGGUAUCAUCUGGAAAUUGGAUGGCAUCUUAAUUCAUACUUCAAUCAUGAAACGAGGAGGAACUGUCUGGUACAAUGCAGUGUCUAUCCAAAGAACGCAACUGUUGAAAUACGUUAUCGUAAGUAUUGGUUAUAAAACGCUUGUCUACAAUAAAGGUAAACUAAAUGAA
Messenger RNA from Lacerta agilis (Sand lizard), 1764 nucleotides. It is a transcript of the gene YARS2, whose product is annotated as tyrosyl-tRNA synthetase 2. The record is from RefSeq and is a predicted model, not a curated record. Bases 7 to 1485 code for a protein of 492 amino acids. Gene Ontology annotation, cellular component: mitochondrion; cytosol. Gene Ontology annotation, molecular function: tyrosine-tRNA ligase activity; RNA binding; ATP binding. NCBI's taxonomy places the organism in Eukaryota, Metazoa, Chordata, Lepidosauria, Squamata, Lacertidae. Gene Ontology annotation, biological process: tyrosyl-tRNA aminoacylation. The transcript has 5 exons.